Molecule: messenger RNA, 3639 nt
Organism: Pieris rapae (cabbage white)
Lineage: Eukaryota; Metazoa; Arthropoda; Insecta; Lepidoptera; Pieridae
Gene: Lk6
Product: MAP kinase-interacting serine/threonine-protein kinase 1
Exons: 7
Coding region: 333-1766 (477 amino acids)
Biological process (GO): peptidyl-serine phosphorylation; intracellular signal transduction; protein autophosphorylation
Cellular component (GO): nucleus; cytoplasm
Molecular function (GO): calcium/calmodulin-dependent protein kinase activity; calmodulin binding; calcium-dependent protein serine/threonine kinase activity
Source: RefSeq, a predicted model, not a curated record
ACCGACCGGUAAUUUCUUCAGUUGGAUUUUAGAACAUCGAACGGGCGGGCGUGUGUAGGAUGGAUCGUUAAGACUUAAAAUAAUUUUUUCAUUCCGCCUUCUAGCAGUGUUUGUUUAUACCUUUGACACGUUUUCCGCAAAUCCUUCUCGACCGUGGUGCUUAAUUUCUUUUAGAUUCGGCGUUUAUUUUCUAUUAUACCCUUUAUCAAAGCGCCGUUCCGAUUUCUCGUCGAGAAGGCGGCCGCACAAGUUCGAAAGCGGCUUUUUAAGAGUAGUCCCACCUACUCGAUAACUUUAUUAUCAUUGUAUCAACGAUUCAAGCAAAUAUCAAGAUGGUGAAGAAGAUCUCAGAAGAAAGUGUUGAUAGCGGCGUCGGUCGCGGCAGCAGUCAGUCAGGGAGCGAACGGGAGAUAGAAGUACCCCGUGGAUCGGAAGCAUCAGCACCUGUAGCGAUCCCUGACAGUGAGGACCUCCAACGCCGCAAGGAAGAGGCCCGCAGGAAACGCCGCAGGAAGAAGCGUUCUGGCAGCUCCGUGGUCACAUCAUGUUUCCAAGACCUGUACAAGUUGACGGGCGAGGUUCUCGGUGAGGGAGCAUACGCUUCGGUGCAAACAUGCGUGAACAUAUACACGGGGCAAGAGUUCGCUGUGAAGAUCAUCGACAAAGUGCCGGGGCACGCCCGCGCCCGGGUCUUCAGGGAAGUGGAGACCUUCCACUAUUGUCAGGGCCAUCCCAACAUAAUCCAGCUCAUUGAAUUCUUUGAGGACACCGACAAGUUUUACCUUGUCUUCGAAAAGAUCAACGGCGGUCAGUUGCUCGGACGCAUACAAGAGCACCAUUACUUCUCUGAACCGCAAGCUGCAGAAAUUGUACGCGAAAUUGCGAAUGCGUUGCAUUUCCUUCACGGCAAGGGCGUGGCCCACCGCGACCUGAAGCCGGAGAACAUUCUAUGCGUCUACCGAGAUAGGCUCUGCCCGGUGAAGAUAUGCGACUUUGAUCUCGGUAGCGGCAUCAGCUUCACCUCAAGCCUGGCCAGUCCACUGGCGACGCCGCAGCUUAUGACACCGGUUGGCAGUGCCGAAUUCAUGGCGCCUGAGGUGGUAUCUCUAUUCGCUGGGUCGGCUGCAACGCAUUACGACAAGCGAUGUGAUCUGUGGUCUUUGGGGGUGAUCGCAUAUAUUUUGCUCUGCGGUUACCCUCCAUUUCGGGCAAAUUGCGGUGCUGAUUGUGGGUGGGAGAGGGGGGAGAAUUGCCGUGCGUGCCAGGAUUUGCUCUUCACUUCUAUACAGGAGGGCAGAUACACAUUCCCCGAAGAGGAGUGGUCGGAGAUAUCGCAUGAUGCGAAGGACCUCAUCCGGCAACUGUUGGUCCGAGAGGCAUCUCACCGGCUGAGUGCUGAAAGGGUUUUGAAGCAUCCAUGGCUUCGACGAGCUGAUUCCGCUCUCUACCCACCACUGCAGACACCCAUUAAUAUCAAGCGCAACCUAUCAGCGCGCAACCUGUCAAACUUCGCGGAGUCAGCAAUGGCGGUGAACCGUGUGAUUCAACAACACUUCUCUAUGAACUACUCUUACAUGGAGCGUCCCACACUUCGCGGCACCAAGUCCUGCAACCCUGCCGCCAACCAGAUAAUCGAGGAGCUGCAGAAUAUGACGGUGGCCGACAGAUGCGGGGACUACUGUGCCCCCUUUGGCCUAUCUCCUCCGACCGAGUCGCAGCUGCUGCGUCGUCGGCUUCAGGCCGAUAAACCACUUCCCGUGCAUUAGCCGUACUUUAUGGGCGUAUACUCCGGAGAAAUCACCAUUUCGGUUAAGUCAUGUUCCAAGAUCACUCAACUAAUUCCGAACUCAUGAAUCAAUUGGGCAGAAGUUGAGUCUAUAAGGGGUAUACGCCCAUGCCGGUAUCAUCACCUCAUCGCUACGUUGUUUGAGAAAAUCUUAACUGUAGUACAUCUACCGUCUCAAGAUUACUCGGGGUUGGCCAUUGGACGUGAUGUCACCGGUGACUACCGCCGAUUUGCCAGACAAUAUUGUGCGGCAGUACUGGAUGCGACACGGCAUUUGCUUCAAAUUUAAAACAAUGAAUUUUGAAGAAUUAAAUUUGUGACGGUAGUUUAGAAUUGAAGCAAAUUGCGUGUUAUGUUGGAAUUGUUUAUCCACCUUUUUCAAAAUUGAAGCCGAGUGUGCGCAGAUGUUCGGCAUAAUCGGAGCUCGACGCGGCAGUGCCCGUCACAUUCCUAGCACAGGUCCAAACUACCUGUGAUAGCCCAAAGCCGCAUCGCGACCGGUCGCCCUACUAAUUGUUCGACCGGUCGCGCAAAUAAUCGUGUCGCCAGUUGUGCGACUAGUCGUGUGAAUAAUGGUGUGACCGGUCGUGCGAAUAAUCGUGUGUCCGGUUGGGCGAAUAAUUGUAUGACCGGCUGAGCGACUAGUCGUGCGACCGGUCGUGCGAAUAAUCGUGUGUCCGGUUGGGCGAAUAAUUGUGUGACCGGUUGGGCGAAUAAUUGUAUGACCGGUUGAGCGACUAGUCGUGCGACCGGUCGCGCGAAUAAUCGUGUGACCGGUUGGGCGACUAAACGUGCAACCGAUCGCACGUUGCGGUUUCGACGUGAGACUGUGCCAAUGGAUAUUCCACCAGUGAUAGAUCCGAUCGCAAUUACUGUGAACGGUACUUAGAACUGUAACAGUUUUAUUUGAGCCUUUUAAAGAUAUAUUUUUAUGAAUAAAUAAAAACGACUGAAUAGUUUUUAUCGAUGUAGAGUAUUUUGUGAGUUUAUGUUGAGGCGGCCCCCGCCGAGACCGUCCCCGGUCGAUAAAAUCGUAUUAUAUGGAGAUAGUUGUGCUGAUACAUACUUUAUUACUGCUACAGAUAAAAUAUUUUUUUUUGUUGGAUUUAUAAAAUCCUCUAUAAUAAUUUGAGCUUGUGUGAUUGAUUGCCUUUGUUCAUGGCUUAUCCUUGCAAUAAAUUUUUUUGUUAUGUAAUGUUUUGAAUACUAGUCUGUAUAUUAUGUGAUGCAUUUUUACCAACAACGGAAAACGUUUCUCACUAUGUAAGAUUCAAUCGAGUUAGGUUUUUAUACGAGUGUUAAGGGCAAUAAGUGACAUUCCAGCAUUUGGCGGAUAAAUUAUGACAGUUCUUAUUAAUUACAGACUUAUUAGACAAGUCUAUAUGGAAGUAAUGUAUGAGGUUCUGCCUCAUAGUGUGUCCGACGAAGGCCUAGUGUGAAGUUCAGUGUAAUUGUGCAAAGAUCUAUAAAAGUACACGAACAUCAUAACAUUAAUAAUUGUAUGAAAUGUCAUAAAUUAUUGACUUGACUUAAACUGUUGGUUAAGAGUCGCAUGGGGUUCCAUGGGCUGCCAUAAUAUUGUGAUCAGUUUGAAUACUUUUAUAUUGCUGAAAGAUUGUACCUAAUGUUGAGGUAAAUGUAGACUUGCUAGAUAUUCCUGCGUACACUGAUUGGAGAAAGUAACACGUAGCGAUACAUUCGAUGAUAUUGAUUUAAAUGGAUUAAAAUUUAUUUUUCUGCCCGGUGGCUUUAUCCAAUCAAUUCUAAUACUUACGCAGAUCUUGUUAAUUUUUUUGUUUACGACUAAAUUUUUGAUUUUAAACUUUAUUGAAAUACAAAAUGUUUGAAUUUCA